Messenger RNA from Magnolia sinica, 903 nucleotides. RefSeq lists its product as uncharacterized. The transcript has 4 exons. The record is from RefSeq and is a predicted model, not a curated record. Lineage: Eukaryota; Viridiplantae; Streptophyta; Magnoliopsida; Magnoliales; Magnoliaceae. The coding region runs from base 1 to 903 and encodes 300 amino acids.
AUGGUUCUCGGUUCUGUAAAUGGGACUAGUUAUGGCUUCUUCAAAUCGUCCCGCGGUCUUCGCCAAGGAGAUCCCCUCUCCCCCAGUCUCUUCAUCAUUUCUGCGAAAGUCCUCAGUAGGGGUCUCUCCUAUCUCUCUGUCAGGGCUUUCUUCUCACUCUACCAAUCCAUCUCUGGCCAAAAGAUCAACCUUAGCAAGAGUGUCUUCUUCUGUUCAACUAAACUUGUGCCUUCCAGAGUAAAAAAUAUCUCUCAAAUCCUAGGGAUUGGGAGAUCAUCCGGCAACCUCUCCUACCUAGGUGUCCCAAUGCUCAAUGGUAGGAUUAGAUGCAACGCUUUCUCCCCUCUUGUCGAGAAGCUAGCCGCGAGGAUCGGUGGUUGGAAAGCCCGGAUCCUCUCUCAAUCCGGUCGGCUAGCAUUGAUUACUUAUGGUUGUAAAGACGGAAAAUGCAUACUUCAUUGGAAGAAGUGGGCCUUUCUCGCCAGGUCGAAGUCGGAGGGUGGUCUCGGCAUCAAAAGGCUGAAAGAGGUCAUGCGCUGUCUCCAUAUGAAGCUGGCAUGGGGCAUUAAAAUCGACUGGCAAGGGAGCCUUUGGGGUUAUUUCAUGCAUUCAAAAUACUGGCAGCUGCCUAUUGGCCGUGUAUCCAGCAGUUUGUGGCGCAGUAACUGGUCUGGUUUAGGCCCGUUGAUGUCGUCUCACUCCUUAGACAUUCCUGAGUCGUCGGCUGACAGAUUUAUUGCAGAUUUCUUUAACUCUAAUGGGCUGAAACAUGUCACCCCUGUCCCUCUCCCUGACUGGUUACGCGAGAUUAUAGUCCAAGGUGGUUUUUGCACUUCUAAUAGCGAUGAUAAACUCGUUUGGCCUCCUAACCCAGUAGGGAAGUUUUCUGUUUCUUCCACUUAG